Messenger RNA from Trifolium pratense (red clover), 5151 nucleotides. RefSeq lists its product as uncharacterized. The record is from RefSeq and is a predicted model, not a curated record. Bases 1 to 5151 code for a protein of 1716 amino acids. Gene Ontology annotation, biological process: telomere maintenance; DNA repair. The transcript has 7 exons. NCBI's taxonomy places the organism in Eukaryota, Viridiplantae, Streptophyta, Magnoliopsida, Fabales, Fabaceae. Gene Ontology annotation, molecular function: DNA helicase activity.
AUGGAUCAACACUUAGAUGCAUUCAAAAUUCGCACCAGAAAAGCUAGAUUUGUCCGCAAGAGAAUCCUUCAGCACAAAAAAAGAUUGCGACAACUUAAGGCUCAUAGAAAUGUUAACUAUCAAUUUUCCAUUAGCACUAACCGAGCUGUCAUGGUUGGGGAAUCAAGUAAGACGACAUCCACUGUAACACCACUAUUAAACAAUGUCCAUCACCAACACUUACAUCACUCAUUCGAAAAUGUUUCAAUCACAAAAGACUUCCCUUCAAAUUCAAUUAACAAAACCCCAUUGUCUGGAGUAGUCAAGAAUCUGAGUUACAAUAGCAUUACUAACUCAGGUGCUAAUAGCAGAAAAACACAAACCUCUAUGGCUCAUACUAGACUAAACACUGCAUUGACUGAUAUAACCUCAUCUGUUGUGAACCAACAAACACCCAAACCAAAUAUUCGUUUCAAUCACAUCCCUAACUCAUCUCCUAAUAGUGGGACAACACAUACCUCUAUGACUCCUACAGGAAAAAACACUCCACUUUCUGAUAUAACAUCAUCAAUUGUGAACAAACGAACCACCAAUGUGAGGUUUCCCCCGAAUUCACCAAACCGUGUCUUAAAAUCUAAGCAACCCAGUACACAGCCUCAUAUCGAAAGGGUACAUGUUAACUUGGCAACCAAGUUUGACACUGUAAAUAGCAUUGCUACCAAUCCCACACGUGUAAAUAGUACUAUGGCUAUCCCACCCGUUUCAAUUCCAACCAGUCUAAACAAAAGGAAACAUUCUCAGCCUGAUGAUACUACUUCCGAAGUGUUACCAAAUGAAUAUUUUUCACCAAGUAGUGAAGAAGAUUCAUUUGAUUCUGAAAGCGAUACCGACAGUGAUCAUGAUGAAUGUUCGGCCUUAGUUCUUGAUACAAACUCAGGUUUUGCACAAGCUUAUUCAGACAUUGGAGAUGCUCUGUUCGAAUGUCAAUCAUGUGGAGCUAACAUGUGGUAUCAAGAGAGACGUCAAAAAGCAAGACAUAGUGCUAACCCUACUUUUCAAAUGUGUUGUAGUAAUGGGAAAGUUCAAUUACCAUUGCUAAAAAAUCCACCAGAAUCUCUUGGAAAUUUACUGUUUGAUACAAAAUCAAAACAAAGUAAACACUUCCAACAAAAUGUUCGAAUGUACAAUUCGAUGUUUUCAUUUACAUCACCUGGUAUGAAGUUUGAUAAAAGAUUUAAUCAUGGUAAAGGUCCACCAAAUUUGAGGUUACAUGGACAACCAUGUCAUCGAAUUGGGAGCAUGUUACCAAAUAUCGGUGACCCUCCGAAAUUUGCUCAGCUUUAUAUUUAUGACACCGACAAUGAGCUGGCUAAUCGAAUCCAUAGUGUUAGGGACAAUAAAUCAAUUGAUCCUGAUAUUGUUAGAAGCUUGAGUCGAAUGCUGGAUGAACACAAUGUUCAUGCAAAAGCUUUUAGGAUGGCAAGAGAUAAAUUACAAGCUGGGAAUGUUAAAGAAUUGAAACUGAGACUCAUUCAUGAUAGAAAAACUGAUGGAAGAAUUUACAAUACACCGACAGUUUCUGAAGUAGCAGCUCUAAUUGUAGGUGAUGUUGAUGCUGGAGAUUCAAGAGAUAUAAUCAUUCAAGAAAAAGGUGGAAAACUUACCAGAAUUAAUGAGUUUCAUGCAUCUUACCUUGGAUACCAAUAUCCUCUAAUAUUUCCAUAUGGUGAAGAUGGAUUUAGACGUGGGACACUUCACAAGGAGAGACCUGAUGUUGUUAUUACAAAGAGGAACCGGCUUACUAUUAUGGAUUGGCUAUCUUUUCGAAUUCAAAUGAGAAAAUCAGAAGCUAAAACACUGUUGUGCUCAAGAAGACUUUUCCAACAGUUUUUAGUUGAUGGUUUUACAAUGAUGGAGGCUGAAAGAUUAUCAUUUGUACGCAAUAAUCAGUCCACUUUGAGGGUCGGAAAAUACCAAAGACUCAAUGCUUCUACUGAAUCACAGUCAAAAAGUGGUAAGAGAGUAGUAUUACCUUCAUCUUUUGUUGGAAGCAAGAGGUACAUGGAUCAAUUAUAUUUUGAUGGUAUGGCGAUAUCUGCAUCAGUUGGAUUUCCAGAUUUGUUCAUCACAUUUACUUGCAAUCCAAACUGGCCUGAAAUCACUAGGUUGCUUUCGAAGCAAAAUUUAAAGGCUCAUGAACGCCCAGAUAUCAUAACAAGAGUUUUCAAAAUCAAAUUAACUGAGCUACUUAAAGAUCUUACCAAAAAACAUGUUCUAGGAAAGGUCAUGGCAUUUUUGUACACUAUUGAAUUUCAAAAGCGUGGCCUGCCUCAUGCACAUAUCCUCCUUUUCCUUCAUCCGGAGAGCAAAUAUCCAUCACCUGAUGACAUUAACAAAAUCAUCUCAGCUGAAAUUCCAGAUCCAACAAGUCAAAAAGAAUUGUAUAUGUUGGUUAAAACUCAUAUGAUCCAUGGUCCAUGUGGAAGAACGCAUACAGAAUCACCUUGCAUGCGUGAGGGAAGGUGUUCCAAAUAUUUUCCAAAGAAGUAUCAAGAGACAACAAUUGUUGAUCAAGAAGGAUAUCCUGUUUACAGGAGAAGAAGCAAUGGUUUCACCAUAGAAAGAAGUGGUAUAACAAUGGAUAAUCAAAAUGUUGUGCCUUACAAUCCAUUUUUGUUAUUGAAAUAUCAUGCUCACAUCAAUAUGGAAUGGUGUAACCAAUGUACUUCUAUCAAAUAUCUUUUCAAAUAUAUACACAAGGGUUAUGAUCGUAUCACAGCUGCUAUUUCUAGGUCAAAUCAGAAGAACAAUUCAAAAAAUGAAGAAAUUGAUGAAGUCAAAGAAUACAUUGAUUGUAGAUAUGUGUCUCCAAGUGAAGCUUGCUGGAGAAUUUUCUCUUUUGCCAUCCAUGGUCGUAAACCAGCUGUUGAGAGAUUGUUCUAUCAUUUGGAAGGACAACAUUCUGUUUAUUUCCAAGAUUAUGAACGAAUAGACGAUGUUCUUCUUAAACCAAGUGUCACUGAAUCUAUGUUUACAGCAUGGUUUGAAGCCAACAAAAAGUUUCAAGAAGGCAGGACAUUGACCUAUGGCCAAUUUGUUUCAAAAUUUGUAUAUGUCAAGAAGAAAAGACUUUGGAAACCCAGAAUAAGAGGAUUUACAAUUGGAAGAUUAAUUUGGGUGCCACCAACAACAGGAGAGCUGUAUUAUUUAAGAAUGAUGCUAACUGUAGUCAAAGGACCUACUUGCUAUGAUGACCUCAGGAAAAUUGACCAAGAUCAAUAUGUUACCUACAGAGAUGCAUGCUUUGCGAUGGGAUUUCUUGAAGAUGAUCGGGUAUACAUCAAUGCUAUCAAGGAAGCUAAAGACUGGGGCUCUGGACACUUUUUGAGAAAGCUUUUCGUCAUUUUGCUACAAUCAAAUACAAUGAAUCGUCCUAGACAUGUUUGGGAUGAAUCCAAAAUUUGGCUCGCUGAUGGUAUUUUGUAUCACCAGCGCAUCAUUGCAAAAAAUAGAGGUCUACAGUUAACUGAUGCACAAAUUGAAAAUUUAACACUCAUUGAGAUUGAAAAAUUACUACAGGCCAAUAGAAAAAGUUUGGCAGAUUUUCCAUGUAUUCCCUAUCCAAAGCAUUAUGUUACUGCUAAUUUGGGGAAUAGACUUAUUUAUGAUGAAACCAAUUAUGAUAUUCAAGAACAAAAACAGGAAUUCCAAACUUUGUUUAGAGCACUCACAGCUGAACAAAGAGAAAUAUAUCAUACUAUAAUGAGGGCUGUUCAAAAACAAAAAGGAGGUGUUUUUUUCUUACAUGGUUAUGGAGGAACUGGUAAAACCUUUAUGUGGAGGACACUUGCUUCAUCUUUGAGAUCAAGAUCACAGAUAGUGUUGACCGUCGCUUCGAGUGGAAUAGCAUCACUAUUACUACCUGGUGGCAAAACUGCUCAUUCAAAGUUCAAAAUUCCAGUUCCAACCUUAGAUAAUUCUACAUGUGAAAUUGAACACAAUGAUGAUUAUGCUGGCCUUCUGAAACAGACAAAAUUGAUUAUAUGGGAUGAGGCUCCAAUGGCUCACAGAUUCACAUUUGAAGCCCUUGAAAGAACUUUGAGAGAUGUGAUGAGUUCAUACAAAAACUCAGACACUAUUUUCGGUGGAAAGGUCAUUGUAUUUGGAGGAGAUUUCAGACAAAUUCUGCCGGUAGUUCCUAGAGGUAGUCGUUCAGAUAUUGUAAAUGCUUCCAUAAAUUCAUCAAAAAUUUGGGAUCAUUGUAAAGUCUUAACUCUAACAAAAAAUAUGAGGCUACAAGGAAAUGGAAAUUGUGAUGAACUGAAAAAGUUUUCUGAAUGGAUUUUGAAAGUUGGAGAAGGAAAACUUGCUGUUCCAAACGAUGGUUAUGCAGAUAUCGAUAUUCCAAAAGACCUCCUGAUUCUUGAUUAUGAUGAUCCUAUACAUGCAAUAGUUCACAGUACUUAUCCAAACUUGAUUGAACAUUACAAGUCUGCGAAUUUCCUACAAAGCAGAGCAAUAUUGGCCUCAACAAUUGAAGUUGUUGAACAGAUCAAUUCCUAUGUUCUAACCUUGAUCCCAGGUGAAUCCAAAGAUUAUUAUAGCUGUGACUCUAUCGAUCGAUCUGAUGUCAAUGACUGUCAAAUCUUUGAGACACUAACACCAGAGUUUCUUAAUUCUCUUCGGACAUCUGGUCUGCCAAAUCACAAAAUCACUUUGAAAAUUGGAACACCAAUCAUGCUCAUGAGGAAUCUCGAUCCUUCGGAAGGAUUGUGUAAUGGUACUAGGUUGAUAGUAACCAAACUUGCAAAUCAUGUCAUUGAGGCUAGAAUAAUCAGUGGCAAAAAUAUUGGUGGAGUUCUUUACAUUCCUAAAAUGAAAAUGUCUCCAUCUCAAGCACCAUGGCCAUUCAAACUCAACCGAAUUCAAUUUCCAAUAAUUGUGUCCUAUGCAAUGACUAUUAAUAAAUCUCAAGGGCAAUCAUUGGACAACGUUGGUUUGUACUUACCAAAAGAUGUUUUCAGCCAUGGUCAGUUAUAUGUGGCAAUGUCAAGGGUUACAACAAAACAAGGUUUAAAGAUAUUGAUACAUGAUAAAGAUAAGAAAGCAGCAAAUGUUGAAUCAACUACUACUACUAAUGUAGUUUUUAAAGAAGUGUUUGCUAAUCUUUAG